Molecule: messenger RNA, 1531 nt
Organism: Brassica oleracea var. oleracea
Lineage: Eukaryota; Viridiplantae; Streptophyta; Magnoliopsida; Brassicales; Brassicaceae
Product: WAT1-related protein At2g40900-like
Exons: 7
Coding region: 82-1245 (387 amino acids)
Cellular component (GO): plasma membrane
Molecular function (GO): transmembrane transporter activity
Source: RefSeq, a predicted model, not a curated record
ACUGGUUCUCAGGGAAAAGCACAUUCUCCAAGUGUUUCUCUCCUCUCUGUUCCUAACUCUCAUUUGUCCUAACGAGUUGAGAUGGGACUAAGGAUGUCAGAAUCAGCUAAACCAUACUUUGCAAUGAUUUGCCUUCAGUUUGGAUACGCCGGUAUGAACCUGGUCACUAAAACCGUCCUUGACCGUGGUAUGAGCCAUUACGUUCUUGUUGCAUACCGCAACGCUUUUGCCACAGCCGCGAUCGCACCUUUCGCAUUUCUCUCCGAAAGGAAAGUGAGGUCAAAGAUGACGUUUUCAAUAUUCAUGCACAUAUUUGUUCUUGCUCUUCUUGGGCCUGUGAUUAAUCAGAACCUAUACUACAUCGGUCUGAAACUCACAUCUCCGACGUUUUCCACGGCCGUCAGCAACAUCGCGCCCGCUAUUACCUUUAUCCUCGCCACUCUUUUCAGGAUGGAGAGAGUGGAGAUGAGAAAAGUAAGAUGCCAAGUAAAAGUGGUGGGGACAUUAGUGACAGUGGUUGGAUCAAUACUGAUGAUAUUAUACAAAGGCCCGUUCAUCAGCUCCUUCCGAUCUCAACUCACCACCGCCUCUUCGCCGCUGGCCGGUGAUUAUCUUAAAGCCACCAUCUUCCUCCUCAUCGCCUCCCUCUCAUGGGCGUCGUUCUUCAUUCUUCAGGCAUCGACUUUGAAGAAAUACUCAGCCCAUCUCUCGUUAUCAACGAUGGUCUGUUUCAUGGGAACGUUGCAGUCCUUAGCCCUAACCUUCGUAAUGGAACAUAAUCCUUCGGCUUUGAACAUCGGUUUUGACAUGAAUCUUCUCGCGUCUGUAUACGCGGGAAUAAUGUCGUCGAGCAUAGCUUACUACAUUCAAGGACUUAUGAUGCAGCGAAAGGGGCCUGUCUUCGUCACUGCUUUUAACCCUCUUGUCGUUGUCAUUGUCUCCAUAAUGAGCUUCUUUGUUCUCGGCCAAGGAACCUAUCUUGGAGGGGGUAUUGGAGUGGUAGUUUUGACGGUGGGAGUCUACACCGUGUUAUGGGCAAAGCACCUAGACGAUGACGGUGAAGCAAUAUGCCGUGAAGAUAACCCAACUUUAGAAGCCGUUAAGUGUUGUAGUGGCAAUAAUGGUCUCUCCAUAAUGCCGAAAAUAGACGAAGCUCAUGAGGAUGUUGAAACCGGGAAAAUCAAGUCGGAAGAGAAGGAAUCAUCGGCAGUGGUUGUGGGUUUUGGUUGUGGUUUUUGGUUUUGAAAGUGUGGAUAACGUUUCAAGGUGCUAAGUAGAUGAACUUUUUUGUUUGAGGCAAAGUUGGGAGAAGAGUGGCAGCUUUUUGAUUCUUGUUUUAAUUCCUUCCUCCGCUUCAAAAGUUUUAUUUAUGGUUUCUAACUUCAGUAACCAAGGAUUCCAAAUGUACCGUCCAUUUUGAUCUCUGACUAGCUAUGAACUUAUGUAAAUCACUGCAUUUGGUAUUAGUAUCCAACUACUACAUACCAUUAUUUGUGGAUUUAGCGAAGAUACAUAAUGAAAAUUGUAUUUC